UGUUAAAUACCGACAGAAAGGACCGAAUGUUUACGAUCGUUCGAAAUCCAUUACAGUUCCAAUAAGAAAUAAUAGCGAGGUUAUGAUGAGAUAACUCUACCGUCAAUGAAAGCGUGUCUUCGUUCUCGAGAUGGAAGCUGUAUUCAUCAGCUUCGACAACCGCUUACUACCAUCGGUUGUGAAGGCAGUGAUGUUAUUAUCCAGCAGUGUUCCAAUGUGGAGCGUCAGCAUGCUGUUAUUGAAUAUGAUGAGACAGAAGGUUGUUUUGUAGUACAAGAUCUUAACUCUGCGCAUGGAACUUAUGUCAAUGAGUGUCGUGUACAAAAUGCAGCUGUUAGACUUGCUUCUGGAGAUAUCAUUAGAUUUGGAUAUGAAAACACAGGAUUUGAAUUUCUUGUUGACUCCUCUGGUCCAGUACACUACCCAACUUUGGCAGUAUCAAAACCAUGGGAAUCAUACAGGCUUCGUGUGUUACCAUCUCCUGUGGCAUCAAUUCAAUCCGGGGUGGUAACCUCACUUCCUUACAUCAGCACCAGCACUACCUCUAGCAGUGAAGGGAUGCAGUUGUUUUCAAGCUCUCAAGCUGUAAGUUUACCACCUGGCACUGGGAGCUCAAUAACAGAGUUAAGGGGAACUUCUGAUACCAAGGCUAAUGUCAUGCCCCACCCACCCCUGAGGUCACGACCCACUAGUGCUGGUGCAACAAAGGCACGUCCAAGCUCUGCUGGAAGGGAAAGAACUGCUGCCCCCCCUGUCACAAGAGGUGGCUGGGUGAAUGGUGUAAUGCAGACAGCAGGGGAAAACUCUGUCCAAGAAUUGGAGGAACGUCUGUUACGUAUGGGUGAUGAACUCAGCCGACUGGCUUCAUAUGAAGCAGAAUGUCAUCGAAAGGAUGGAGUUAUUGCUGCUCUUAGAGAUGAGGUUGUUGAUCUUAAGGGAGCUCUGCAAUCCAGUGGUGGUUUAAGAGCUGGAGGUGAGGACUCUGCAUUUUCAAACUCAAGUAUUAUUUUACAACUGCGAGAGCAAGUGUCACAGUUACAAGGAAUUCUACAAGAGAAAGAAGAAGGUGAAAAGACAGCAGCACAGAAGUUAGCCAUGUACCAAAACCAACUUCAUGCCAAGAACAAUGAAGUAGCCUCACUGAAGGACCAACUACAAAUGCAGACAAAAGCUACAGGCUGGGUGAAAACAGAUCCGAACGCCACCACGAACAAGAUUGCCUCUUUACGCACAGAAAUAGCUGAGAAAGAGCGUAGGAUUGCCCAGCUAACCAACGACAAUGAAAAACUGAACAAACAGAAAAUGCAGUCCACCACUUUACUGAAUGGUUUACAAAGAGAGAACUCAGCAAAGGAUGCACUGGUUCACCAGGCUAAGAAUGAGAUUGAAAAACUCAAAAAAGAACUCCGUGAAAAAGAUUCAACAAUUUCUACGAUGUCUGCGAAGCUGGCGCGACAGAAGGCUGCUAAGGAUGUGGAAAAGGAGGCGCAGAAACUACAGCAGGAGCUUCAUGCUAAUAAAGCGAAACUUCAAAGUACGGAGAAGCAGUUAAAGGAGAGGAUAAAAACCAUCGCUGAUUUGGAGCACGAAUUAGAGAAAAUGAGAGAUCACCUUAGCAAUGGGCAACAGAGUGAUAAAGCAAUUCAACAAGAGCUGGAUCACGCCAAAGCACAGUGUCUUGACGCACAGAGAGCUGAAAAACUGCUCAAGGUUGACUUUCAUCAGUUGGAGAAAAGAUUUGAUCGUUUCCGGCGGAAAUUGAUAGAGUAUACAUUUAGCGGUGGGAUUCCGAGAACAGUUGAUCAUGAACUGGACGAUGAUGAACUACUUGAUCACGUUAGACAAUUGACUCAAGAGAAACUUUCCCUGGUGGAAGAGAUAAAGCAGUAUGCCAGUUCAGAAAGCGAGAAAGAAGCACAAGAUAAGGAUUUCAAGGAUUCUAUCGGAGAAAUGCGGAAACAUUUAGACGGCAUGGCGAAACGGUUGUGGAAAUCCGGUCGAUCAUGUAAUUCUCUGGAAGAAGAGCUUACCUUAGUCGAGGAACUAACAACGCAUGAGUCUCUUUCUUGGAUUAAGGAUUUUGUUUGUAAAAUGCUGUCCGAUGAGUGUGCUUGGCAACAGAAGGCGGAAGAAGCUUUGAAGAAUGCAGCAGAUGAUUGUGAUUCUGAAACCUCUGUUAGCGUAGAAGAUAUGUGUCGUCAACUGCGAGAUCAGAAGGAAGAAUGUCGAAAGCUCAAGGGAAAAAUUGCUGAAAUGGAAGAAACUCACCAAGAAGUGAUGAUUAAAUUACGAGAAGACAUGAAGAGAGAGGAAGAAAAACAUAUAUCAAGGGCAGUGGCUGAGGUCAGGUCAGAAGAAGACGAAAAACAACAUGAAAUGAUCCAGGAAUACAAACUAAAGGAACGGGAAAGAAUACAAGCAGCAGUAGAUGCAGAAAGGAGAAUCAUGGAAUCACAGCAUGGAAGCGUUACACAGUUACAACAGCUGCUGAAUGAUCGUCAGAAAGAGUUGGAAAAUCACCGUGUUGCCUUAGCAACAACCAAAUCUCAAUAUGAACAAGCGAAAGAUGGAUUACAGAGAGCGAAAGAAACAGAGAAUCAUUUGCGAUCCCAGCUUCAAGAGCAAACCGCUGCGUACAAAGAACAGCUGGCUCGUGUUGAACGUGAAAAGGAGGAAUUAACAAAUUACAAAGAAGAAGAAGUUGCUUCUUUCAAGGAGCAAACUCGGCAACACGCUGUCACAAUCGUGGCAAUGGAAGAAAGAUUGUUGCGUCUGACGAGGCAGAAUCGACAGCUGGAGCAAGAGGCAAUGUAUGCCAAACAAAUGACUGGUAAGAGCCGACCAUCUUCUCCACGCAAAGAAGCCUCUCGACCCAGCUCUCCAAAGAAAGAACUAGCUAGUUCCUCCAGACCUCAGUCUCCAAGAAAAGAUCCAAAGCCACAGACAAGAUCAGUUGAGACGGAGACUGUGCCCCAGACUAGUGUAGAAGCCACACUUCAGUCUGAUGUCUAUAAAUUAGAGCAACUAGUUUUACUUCUUAGACGUGAAGCAGCACAAACAAAGAAAGAAGCAGAGAGCCAAGGAGAUGUCGUACAGGCUCUGAGGCGGGAUCUUGCAGGAGCUGCAGCACGCAUGUCAGACAUGGCUGGUGAACUAAGUGACAAACAAAAACAAAAACUUGAACAAUACGAGGAACGAAUUAAAGAGCAGGACAACGAGCUGGAGGAACAGAGAAAACAAUUAGUUCAGCUGUCUGCAUUAGUGGAUGAGCAGCAAAAAGAGAUCAAUUCAAGAGAGGAUAAACUCACUGAACAACAAAAGGCGUUAUUAAAGCAAAAGCGAGAUGCAACCAAGCAAGGAACUGAAUUAGUGCAGUACAAGGAAAAACUGGGAACACAGAUUGAAGAGCAAGAGAAGAAAUUACAAAUGAUGGAGAAAGAGAAUUUCAAGAUAAGUGAUUUACACGCCCAAGGUCUUCGGUGCCGAGGAGAACGACAUGAUCUGAUUAUAACUAGACAAAAGGAGGCUCUAGCGGACCUAAGAGAUCGAACAAAAACACUGGAACAACUGAAACCACCUCUUCCAAGCCAUGAGCAAGCUUUACAGCAGAUUGUAGCUCUCAAGAAGGAAGUCAGUGAACUUAGAGCGAAACUGGCCUCUCAAGAGGAAGAUUAUCACAAGAGUGAGGGUGAAAUGCAUGCUGAGCUGCGUCUUCGUCGUGAGCAAGCUUCAGCCAGCUUGGCUGAGACAGACGGAGAGAAAGGUGCUCAUAGACAAACUAAGGAAGCGUUGGAUCUCAGCGAGAAAACGUACCUUAAGCUGGCUCGUUCACUCGGAGCCCUUCUGGAGAUUGAUCCGGUCCCAGGCUGCCGCUCGAUGGCUCAUCUACCCGUGGAGGAACGAGAGAGAUUGGAACUUGAUAGGACAAAGGCCGUGGAGUUGAUGGUUUCUAAAAUCCAACAAAUGUACGAACGAAUGGAGCGAAAAAUCCAGUUGCUAGGGUCAUACGAGGACGACCUUGUCCAUCUUAGGGAUAGUGAGACUGUUGCUGGACAGAAGACGGCAGAGGCAUCAGGCUUGAAGAUGGAUGUUCGAAAUCGCCAAGAAGAAAUUUCUUAUUUGAGAGCGUCCAUGAGCAGACUAAGGGAAGAUUUGGAUCAACAGCGGAGGCUAAAUGUCUGUUUAAAGGAAAGAAAGAAAUUUGCGAUGGACAUGGAUGAAAGAGACACAAGGAAGUCGACGCAUAGUUGCUAUGUAGACGAGCAUACGCGUUAUAAGGAAGAACUCAAAAAGAAAAAGGCUGCAGAGAAACUGAAAAGGAAAAAUUACGAAAUAGAAUCGUUGAAAAAGGAAUUGAUGUCCGCUGACCGAGAAUUGAACGAGACCGCUGUCAAGUUGCAACUGCUGGAGUCAACUCGGAAUUUGACAAGUGCUCGAAGCGCUCAGAGUGAGGACAGCGCUAUUUUGGACUAUGAUGAAUAACGAUCACACUAACUCUGAUACGACGUCAUGUUGUCCUGGUUCCCGUCGUAAAAUGCCUCCUCUAGAACGAUUGAGGCAAUCCUGAAUAAAUUACUAAUUGCAGGAGACACUACGCGGGGUAUUGAAUGAUAUAACAUCUCGAAAUCUAAGCGCAAGACAAGUAGCUCGAGUGGCCAGUUGGUUUUUUUAUGGAUGGUGCUAUCGCCUGCAGGCGUACAAGCCUUACAGAGAAUAGAAUAAUCCUUAGAGACAUCACUCGCUAACGCAGGUCUGCCGCUUAUCCUAAGCGGUUCCAAGAGCAGAAAUACUCAGCCACCCGGGCUAUAAGACAAGUUAUUGUGUGACACAGUCAUUAUUAAGAUAUCUGACCAAGAUUCUGCGAACCGGUAGACUUAGGUAAACAAAAUUGAAUGUUAACAUUUUCGAACAAACAAACAACAAACAAGAAGAUAAACAAAAUUAACCAAGUUUAAUUAACUUCACUGUUUCCCUUUCCAAUGCGUCACGAUCAUGACAAAACCCACCUGACUGGAAAUUUUUCGAAACUAACUGGGACUUGCGAUGUAAAUACUUUCUAUAUUUACCUAUAAAUUCAUUCAUGGAAUGUCUUUAUUAAA
This is a messenger RNA of Pocillopora verrucosa, 5099 nucleotides long. Its product is annotated as forkhead-associated domain-containing protein 1. Lineage: Eukaryota; Metazoa; Cnidaria; Anthozoa; Scleractinia; Pocilloporidae. The record is from RefSeq and is a predicted model, not a curated record. Gene Ontology annotation, molecular function: protein binding.